UCCUCAAGCAAAAUCUCACGCUCCUUGCUGCAAUUCUAAUGGACCAAGUUCAACCUCUAGCAGUGAAAGAAAUCAUGAAGGCCACUUUUGAAGUUUAUCUUAUGAUAUUGCUUGCUGGAGGGGUGGCACGGGGAUUUUCUUUAACAGAUCAAGAGAUGAUUGAGGAAGAUUUUGAGAGCCUUAAACGUGCAUUUUGCUCAUGUGGGGAAGGAUUGGUAGCGGAGGAGGUGGUUGAGAGGGAAGCUGAGGUAGUUGAAGGAGUGUUGGGAUUAAUGGGUCAGAAUACUGAACAGCUAAUUGAAGAUUUCAGCAUUGCUGCAUGCGAAGUGAGUGGAUUGGGAAUUAUGGGUGUGGGUCAAAAGGUGCCAAUGCCACCGACUACUGGAAGAUGGAAUAGAGCUGAUCCAAAUACAAUCUUGAGGGUACUAUGUCAUAGAAAUGAUAGCACUGCCAAUGGCUUUUUAAAAAGGACAUUCCAAUUAGCUAAGAGGAAAUGAAGAAAAUGAUGCUCACUUAGUCUCAGGAAAACCUCUUUCUGAUGCAGAAUUAUGUUGUGUUUGAUUGCUUUGUUUGUACUAUUUCAAGGUUCCAUUGUAGUAAAAAAGAAACUGUAGUUUGUCCCACCUUAUACUAGAGGAGCAUAAAUUGAAGACAAGGAGGAUAAUGCAUAUAUUGUAUCUAUUUGCCCUAUUGUAUCA
Papaver somniferum (opium poppy) is the source of this 698-nucleotide messenger RNA. RefSeq names its product protein unc-13 homolog. NCBI's taxonomy places the organism in Eukaryota, Viridiplantae, Streptophyta, Magnoliopsida, Ranunculales, Papaveraceae. Bases 39 to 497 code for a protein of 152 amino acids. The transcript has a single exon. The record is from RefSeq and is a predicted model, not a curated record.